GCGACACGGUCAGUCUAAAUCAGACUUUGACGCCUCAGCCGCCAUUCGUCGAAAAAGUGAAAUCCUUAAAAAGCGCGCAUUAAACGGAGUUAAUACCCGACCAAAAAGCUGAAUAAAAUCCAGGGCUUACUAAGUGAAUAAAAGGCACAGAGCACAAGGCUUAAGCAGAGGGUUUGAAGGGUUAAGAAACACCGGCAUUUCUCCAAGCGGCAAGCAAUUGCAUCAGUGUGCGGUUGUCCCAGAAAAAGGAAGCUUACAUUUCAGGUUGCCAACCUUCGAAAGGUGCUAAAUAAGAGGGCGUGAAGUUCGCGACUUGGCUGCCGUCCACUCACCCACACACACACACACUCCCGAGCAUAUAUACACACGCAAGCCGCUUCUACUAACUGAAGAGAAGAGCGGUGAGGAGAGGGGAAGAAAACACACACAGAAAGCGGAAGUAAACAGGAAGAAGAAAGCCAUGGCCGAGCCAAGGACGCCCGAGAAGCUGCUGACCGCCAAGCCGCCGGUGUUCCACCACAACAGCCACAGUCCCAAUGCCUCGCUGCAGCUGCCCAGUCCCAUCAUCACGAGGCGCACUCGCACGGCCUCGACCUCCGCUCGGGCCUUGGAAAAUCCGGUUGUGACCGGCGUUGUGAAAUCCUUCAGCCGCACCAAAGGACACGGCUUCAUUACACCCCACGCCGGCGGAGAGGACGUUUUCUGCCAUGUUUCCGACAUCGAGGGCGAGUAUGUGCCCAUGCCCGGGGACGAGGUCAAAUACCGCCUGUGCGCCAUUCCGCCCAAGUACGAGAAACACCAGGCGGUGCACGUGCAGAUUAGCAACCUGACGCCCGAGGUGCACCACAAGUGGGAGGAGCCCUUCUUCGGCGGCUCCUCGCCCGCCAAGUAAUUCUCCAGGCUGGGAGGCCCAGGAUGCGGAGUCAGGGAGCGGCAAAGUGAGCACUUAAAAGCUGAACGGCCUUCCAGGAAAUUUAAUUGAGCUGAAGCACGCCACCCGAGAUGAGCGAAAUGGAAAACCCGAGCAGAACCAGAACAAUAACCAUGAAAGUAACUGAAACCGUAGCCAGCGCAGAAGCAGCCAGGAAAAAGCCCCAAACCAGACCAGAUCGAACGUAAUAGAAUAGAGCAACAGGCCUGCCUGCCUGCCAUCCAGCCAGCAAGCCUGCCAGCGAGCAGCAUCACCAGAGUUUCAAUUGAACACUUAAUUAGAAUUUAAGCUAAGCUAUGAAAGUCAAAACACAGUCACAAAAGCGUUGCCUUUGCCUCUGCAAGAGGCGAGGGCAACCGAAACCAGUUUCGAGUAUAUUAUUGAAAACGUAUGUAUUUUGGAAAUGGAAAUUGUUGUUCGAGAAGCCACUGUAUCAGUAAUUACUUUUAAUUAUAUCGAAACAUCUGAAUGUGUUCGCCAAGCAAACAAGCAAAAUGCUCUCAGUAAUUCACUUUAUUAUUAAAACGAAAGCUGCAAAAACAA
Messenger RNA from Drosophila biarmipes, 1474 nucleotides. Its product is annotated as cold shock domain-containing protein CG9705. The coding region runs from base 461 to 892 and encodes 143 amino acids. The record is from RefSeq and is a predicted model, not a curated record. Gene Ontology annotation, biological process: regulation of mRNA stability. NCBI's taxonomy places the organism in Eukaryota, Metazoa, Arthropoda, Insecta, Diptera, Drosophilidae. Gene Ontology annotation, cellular component: cytoplasm. The transcript has 4 exons. Gene Ontology annotation, molecular function: mRNA 3'-UTR binding.